UAUGUAUAGUACUAUUAUAGAUAACGUUCAAUGAUCUGCUGUUUACAGAUAUUGAUACAAAGUCGUAGGAUAUUAAGUAGAAUAUAUUGUAAAACGUGAAUUUUUCUUAAUACACGUUUUACACAUAUACAGUAAAUCUUGUCAAUACAAAAUCGAAGCAUUCUAUUAUUUGAACUUGACUGUAAUCUAGUUGAUAACACAUGUUGCAUGAUAAAAGUGGUAAAUAAAAGCACAUGUACACAUAGUUAAACGGAGAAAAUGGAUAAAUCAACAACUGAACCUAGAAAAAGAAAGAUUGUAAUUGGUAUGGAUGGAAGUAAAAAUGCAGAGGAUGCCUUUAAAUGGUAUGCAGAAACACUACAUGAGAAAGGAGACUUCGUCAUUGCAAUUUAUACACCGGAAUUCAAGAAACUCACACACGUCUCGUGCAUGGCGUCUCACAUGUCAAUGAUGACAGCCGAUCCUGCGUUGAUGACGAAAUUAAUUGAAGAAGAGCAACAACAGACGCGUUUACUUCUUGGAGAAAUACACGAGCUGAUGAAUGUCGCAGAUGUUAGUAUAAAAGGCACUGUGAAACAAAUGAUGGGGGUUCCUGGUGAAGAGAUUGUGAAGGUAGCGGAAGACGAAGGAGCUGACUUUAUUAUCACUGGAAGUCGGGGCCUUGGAACGAUAAGACGAACACUUCUUGGUAGUGUCAGUGACUAUAUAGUGCACCAUUCACCAGUGCCUGUGUUUGUGUGCAAGCCUGAACUACAAUGUCAUGAUUAAUGUAAUAAAGAACAGAACGGUUUCUGUAAAAGAAAUGUUAUCAACACCGAGGGAUCUCCAUUUUCACAGCCGAAAGAUAAAUAGGUUUUUGGUUUGAAAAAGAUUUUAUUAUGUAUGCAAAUAAUGUAGAUUUAGAGGACAUGGUUACACAUUUACCUACCGUUGUUUCACUGAAGGGACGAAUGGUUUGUUCUCGCUCGCUCGUCAGUCCGUCAGUCUUACCGUCAAGAAAGUGUUAAAUAAUAAAAAAAUAUGACAAUAAUAUCGUGUAAUAACUUUGAAAGUACAGCAAUUUUUCAUUGAACAUGAUAAAAGAGGGUAGUUAAUAUAGAGGAUACACAUAACAUUUAGUUUUAUUCUGCUGCGUGUUAAAUUGUGCUUAUAAUGGUAACAAAAAGUGAAACAUAUUUUAUGACAGUUGUCCAACGUUACGAACUUACCAGAAGGGGACAUGUAUUGCCGCGUGAUAGUCUUGUUGUCAUUUGCUAAAGGAGUGCUUUAUUUUGCUAGUUAACAAUUAUUUGAAACAGCAAGGUUCGUGAACUUUUUGAACUUUAACUACUUAAAAAGCUAACAUUAAGAUAAAUAUUCAUUGAACUAUUGGUUACAGCAGUGUUAUAUGAAAGCCAUUUCAUUUCUUCAAAGUAAGGAAAAUAUAUGAUAGUUAUGUUCCAAAAUGGAACUUCGGACAAGUUUUUAAAAAAUGUGUAUCAUAUAUAAAAUUAUGAUACAAAAUCAUAAUUUCGGACAGCACUUAGGGCGAAACGUGUGAUUUUUUUGUGAAACAAGUCCUUAUUGAAUUUGCACAGUCACUAUAUCAGGCUUGUAUAUCUCAUAGGAUGCAUAUCUGGCUCUAUGCGUAACAUGGAAAUUGUGCUAUUUCUGUUAUCUUGACAUAUGUUUUCUGUAUUCAAUAAUAUUAAUUAUUAUGAGCGUGUCAUCAACAUCUUAUUGUGACUUCAGUACAUGCGUGGGUAUAAUCUGUUUUAAUGAGUUUCUUUUUUCUGCGUUUCAAAAAAAUAAAGCAACAAAGUGUA
Molecule: messenger RNA, 1805 nt
Organism: Mercenaria mercenaria
Lineage: Eukaryota; Metazoa; Mollusca; Bivalvia; Venerida; Veneridae
Product: putative universal stress protein SERP1273
Exons: 5
Coding region: 259-768 (169 amino acids)
Source: RefSeq, a predicted model, not a curated record